UGAAGUACGAGGUGAUAUGACCAUAUAAUGACAUAAUGGGUACCAUAGUAAGUGUCAAUAUAGUGACUAGCCAGGACACCUCUGCUGUUGUGUUAAUGUCAUUUCCAAUGUUUCUGUUCAGAAUUAACAACACAAGUAAGCAAUAUGACUGCCUAUUAUCUUUUUGUAUAUGAUAUUAUUUACUGUGUGUGUUAGAGGUAGAGUAGAGUAUUUGCUCAUAGAACGCACACAGUUUCCUUUAUCAUAAAGCAGAGCGCUCAGUACUCUGGUGAGGCGUUCAAGAGCACUGCGUAGAUGUAAGCGUUACAUAAAUUUGUGUUUUGUUGAAAAUAAGUUGAAUGUGACAGAACUUCGAUAAAGAAAGUGAAAAACACUACUGAAUUAAAUUAAAAAAACAUUGUAUAUAUAACAAAAGUCUGUUACAAUGGGUUUACAAUAUCAAGGUAAGAACCUCCAACGAAAGUAGCGUCUGUUGCAAUGGGUUUGAAAUAUCAAGGUAGGAACCUCUGACACAUGUCGCAGGGGGAACGGUUUAUGUGAGACACAUCACAAAAAGUGAACCUGGUCAAUGUGUGUAAUGAUUGUACCUCCUGUUGAACUUUACAAAAAAAAUCAAGUGAGCAACUAAACAGGUCUUUAAAGUUAAGUUUGCAGUGGACUAGAAUGAAACUGCGACAGUGUGGCUCUUUCCGUCCAUACUUCCGUCUACACUUCCGUCCAUUAAUGACAAGCGUCUUCAUUAAAGGCCAACUCGAUGCAAUCCACGUCCAGCAGUCGCCUGCCAGUUACCUUGGAGAUGAGCUCGUCGUGGUUGGCCAGGUGGGCCCGGCAGUGGAUGCAGCUGUAGGUCCGAUGGCAGCUUGGCAGGAGACACACCGAUUGUACCUACAGAAAUUGGAUGAAAUUUCCAAACUGCAAAACAGCUGCUCUCGCGCCAUUUCUCAUCAUCGAGAAAGACUCAAGGAGAUAUCCUCACUUGUGAAAAAAUGCAGCAAAGGACUGUCAGAAGAAGACGCAAAGAGCCUAGAUCAAAUCAAAGAGAAAAUAAAAAUCCGACCCAAUACAUUGUCUGAAAUGGAAGCCUUCCUCCCCAAGAAAAAUGGGUUGUACCUCAGUUUGGUUCUCGGAAAUGUAAACAUCACUCUUCUCAGCAAACAAUCAAAAUUUGCUUACAAAGAUGAAUAUGAGAAGUUCAAGCUGUACCUCACUGUUGUCCUGCUGCUAUUCUCUUUUGUAUGCUAUUUCUUUGUGAGCUACAGAUUUCUUGAUGCGAUCCUUAAUUUCCUGCUGGUGUGGUAUUACUGUACAUUGACAAUCAGGGAAAGCAUCCUCAUCUCCAAUGGCUCCAGAAUUAAAGGCUGGUGGGUUUUCCAUCACUACAUCUCAGCUUUUUUGUCUGGUGUAAUGCUGACAUGGCCAGAUGGCAACCUGUACAAGGUAUUCAGGAACCAGUUCUUGGCUUACUCCCUUUAUCAAAGUUUUGUUCAGUGUCUGCAGUGUUAUUAUCAGAGUGGAUGUCUAUACAGACUCCGAGCACUCGGAGAAAGACACAACAUGGAUCUGACUGUGGAGGGAUUUCAGUCAUGGAUGUGGAAAGGGCUGACAUUUCUCUUGCCGUUCCUGUUUUUCGGUCACUUCUGGCAGCUCUUCAAUAGCCUGUCUCUCUUCAGAAUGGCUCAACUCCCAGACUGCAAAGAAUGGCAGGUGUUGAUGUGCAGCUUCUGCUUCUGCGUUCUAUUCAUGGGUAACUUCUUCACAACACUUGCCGUGGUCCAUCAGAAGCUCAAGAAAAAGAAUCAAAAACCAAAGAGUCUUUGACUUAGUUUUACACCGUAUCUCCUUCUGGCCUGGAAUUGAACCGAUGCCCUCGGCCAUGAAUGCAUCAUGCUGUAACGGUCAUGUGUGUGUGCCGAGGAUGCGUAUAACUGAAAAAUGUACAUAAAUUGCUAUAUGUUUAGACUCGUUUGUCUCAUUUUCGCUCUAGUGUUUUAAGACUAUUUGCUGUUUUAAACAAAAGUACAUGUCAUUUUUAAAAUGUUUAACUGAGCUGCAAUGCAAUGAUUUUAAUUUUAAAAUUCCAAGGAAUAAAAUAAAAUAAAAUUGAAUGAUAGUGGAGUCAUUAUUUUUCUAGUAAAAAGUUCCUUUUUGUACUCUUUCACCUCGAGAGAUAAUGUACAGCAGGGGUCUCAAACACGCGGCCAGCGGGCCAAAUGUGGCCCGCAGGACA
Molecule: messenger RNA, 2227 nt
Organism: Doryrhamphus excisus (bluestripe pipefish)
Lineage: Eukaryota; Metazoa; Chordata; Actinopteri; Syngnathiformes; Syngnathidae
Product: transmembrane protein 120A-A-like
Biological process (GO): fat cell differentiation
Cellular component (GO): membrane
Source: RefSeq, a predicted model, not a curated record